This is a messenger RNA of Plasmodium inui San Antonio 1, 1089 nucleotides long. RefSeq lists its product as hypothetical. Gene Ontology annotation, molecular function: zinc ion transmembrane transporter activity. Bases 1 to 1089 code for a protein of 362 amino acids. NCBI's taxonomy places the organism in Eukaryota, Apicomplexa, Aconoidasida, Haemosporida, Plasmodiidae. Gene Ontology annotation, biological process: zinc ion transmembrane transport. The transcript has 7 exons. The record is from RefSeq and is a predicted model, not a curated record. Gene Ontology annotation, cellular component: membrane.
AUGGACCUCCUCCUGGCGAAGGCAAUUUGCAUAUUCACCUUCCUCUGUGUGGCAACGUUCGGAUGCUCAAUCCCAUACCUCAUAGGGCUCCUUGGGAACAAAAAGAAUGCCGAACAUGAAAAUAAAAUCAAGGGGAUCCUAUCCAACUUAAACUGCUUUGGAUCCGGCUUCAUCUUCUCCAUCGUCAUGUUUCACCUCCUCCCCGAGACCAUUAUCAUUGUGAGUUCUCACAAACACAUUGUCUUAUUUAAUUCUUCCGACCCAGAAACGAAAACGCUGUUUACUUUUUUUUUUGUUUUUCUUGGCUUUGCUAUGCAACUGGCCUUGGAGUAUGUCCUCCCUGUGGAUGGCAACAUGUGCUGUGUGGUCAACGACAAUGUCAAGUCGAUGCUAGACGAUAAUUUUUCUAAAAAUAGGCCCCAAAGCAAAAAGGGUGACGCCGUCAGCCUCGAGAUGCACAGCGUGACCGUGAACGAACAUCAGUACCACCACGCAUGCGACAGCGAGUACUUCAACAAGCAACAGAACAUCGUGAAGUUUCUGCACGUGCUGACUCUGCAGUCGUUUUUUCUGACCAUAUCUCUGGCGGUGCACUCGUGCAUUGAGGGAGUGAUCGUUGGAACAUCAGACGACGUAAACUUCGUCUUUAUAAACUCCUUUUGCAUUUUGUCGCACAAGUGGAUCGCAGGGGUGACGGUCGCCCUCUCUCUGAAUCAGAACAACAUAAGCAAAAACCUGAAGAUCAUCCUGCUGAUCAUUUUCAUUUUCUCCUCCCCUCUGGGGAUCAUCAUUGGACACCAAAUAAAAUCAUCAGGCGAGAAGGUGACGUGCCUGAUUAAUGCUGUUUCUAUCGGGACACUGCUCUUCAUCGGAUGCGAGAUUUUGCUAAACGAAAUAAAGCAAAAGUUCAGUCGCAAGAUACGAUUGGCUAAAUGGCUCAGCUUUUGCUCCUCGUGCGUAAUUGCCUUUCUUCUCAUUAUGGUGACGCGGCACCUGGCCCCGCACACUCACGCGCACAGUAACGAUGAUGGUUACGGUCACAACCAUUACGGCGACGAUCACCACGGCCACCACCACCACGCCCAUUAA